UUCUGUGCGCAUGCGCAGUGAGAACAGCGAGCGGCGCUCAAUGCUCGGGUUUUUCUCUCGCGAGGAAGGACGCCAUUAUCGGAAUCCUCACAAACAACACGAGAAUUCAUCAUUCACACGGUUUGAAUGAUGUCAGAGCAGGAUUUGGUGGAGAUAGUCCAGAUCGCAGUGGCGGACUUGAAUCACGAAGGACACCAAACAGAUAUCCUGGAGAAUAAUGAAGACGCUGAUCAACCAGGAAGGAAACGAGCAAGGAUUGACAUUAGUCAAGAAACAACUAUUAAGUCGAUGCUGAUAUCCAUCAGUCAGGUGAUCUGCCAGCGGCUGGACAGUAUGGAGGCGAAGCUGCAGGUUCUCGAGGCCACCUGUCGAGGUUUAGUGGAGAAGCUGGACAUAGUGAUGGGGAAAAACCAGUUGAACAUCCAGGUACCCAUGGUGUCAGGGUCCCCUUUUGGAGCCACUCAGACUUGCGACAAAGUACGCUGUGUUGUUCCCCAGACAAACGUUAUAGUGAGUGGAGACAGGCCGAAGACUCGGGAGGAAACUUCACCGCGUGCAUCGGACUCUUUAGAGAACCUACUCAGCAAUACCGUUGGGCGAGGAAGACAGAAAACCAUAGUGCUGAAGGUUCCAGUCCAUGAAGAGAUCCAGGAGGAUCAGGAAAGCGGUUCUGAAACGAGCGAUUCGGUGUCCAACAGCGGCCAGAAUCAGAAUACCAACAACGUAACGCUCAUCACUCUCAACUCAGAGGAGGACUAUCCAACAGGAACGUGGCUCGGUGACGAGAACAACCCUGAGAUGCGCGUGCGCUGCCCGGUGUCUCCAGCAGACAUGUUGCACAUCAGCACCAACUGCCGCACGGCGGAGAAAAUGGCCCUGACGCUGCUGGACUACCUGUUCCACCGCGAGGUGCAGGCCGUCUCCAACCUGUCCGGCCAGGGCAAGCACGGCAAGAAACAGCUGGACCCUCUCAUGAUCUACGGCAUUCGGUGUCACCUGUUCUACAAGUUCACCAUUACCGAGUCCGACUGGUACCGUAUCAAGCAGAGCAUUGAUUCCAAGUGUCGAACCGCUUGGCGUCGGAAGCAGCGAGGACAGAGUUUGGCCGUUAAGAGUUUCUCACGACGGACUCCCGCCUCGCAGAACAGCACAGAUGGAGUCUCGGCCGCAGAGACGUCGGCUCUCGAGACCUCUACCCAGCAGGCCUUGCACUACGCUCUGGCUGGAGCCACACAACAAGUCCAGAUCCACCGUAUUGGAGAAGACGGACAGGUGCAAGUUAUACCGCAGGGACACCUCCACAUCGCUCAGGUGCCACAGGGGGAACAGGUGCAGAUCACACAGGACAGCGAGGGCAACCUACAGAUUCACCAAGUGCAUGUUGGGCAAGAUGGCCAGGUAAAUGUGCUAAGAGGACCGCAGCUCAUCGCUGUGGCGUCGAGCGACGGGGCCGGCGGGGUUGACGCAUCGCCUCUCCAGGGUAACGAUAUUCAGGUGCAAUACGUCCAGCUGGGAACGGUGACCGACCACACUGGCGCAGUACAAGCUGACGCUCUGACUCCAGGUCUGCAGACGGAGAUGGACGUAAAGGAGGCCAUUCAGCUUCAACAAGCCGAGAACGGAGAGGUGGUUCAGAUCCAGAUGCCAGGCACUUGAAAAACCUUCUCGCAUGUUCAUAAACAAUGAUCUUCGGCUAGAGCGUCAAGGAGAGGGCGAAACCAAGAAGCGUGGCCACUCAAGCUCAAAUUCCCAACCGAAACCACCGCUGUCAGUCAACAAUUAUUGACUAAAUCCAAGUAAAACAAAUGCAAUUUGUUGUAACAUGUCAGCUGGUUUGGAAACUACUGGCCGUUUCCCACCAAUUACAGUCGCAGUGUGCUUAGUAACAUAUAAACAAUGCUGGCUUCAUCUCCAGCUCAUCCAAUCUCUCUGGCACUGAACUAAACAGAAAAGAACAGAAGGCUUUUCCUCUUCGGUCUCUCGGAAGUACCUCAUAUGCAAGGAACAAGCAAUGGUCAACUAAAGAUUCAAGCAGACGGUUGAGUUACUGGGCUUAAAGCGGUCACUUAAACUACCCAUGUGUCAUUUCGGCAUCACACUUUGUAGACUUUGACUAUCAUAUAUAUUAUGAAUCAGCAGCUAUGUAAAAUAAGCUUCAGUUCAUAUUUCAUAAUCCAAUAUUUUUCCGUUUUGCCAUCCUUUUGUGAUGUUUUUUGGUGUGUAUGUGUGUGUUUGUAUUGGUGAGAGACUGGGGUAUGUUUUGAGGUCCGCCCCUUCUUCAUUCAUCAAUAACCGAUUUGUGUUCAGAAUGGUUAGUCUAAAUAUUUUUAGUUUCAAAUAGCUUUAUUGUACAGAGAAAAAAAAACUACUGAAAGUUUUGUGGAGCUUUUGUAGGGCAGUUUACUAAUACACAGUAAUAUGACGACGGUGAACUGUGUUUAUGUAGUAUAUGAAAUAAAAACUUUUUCAUAUAUAUAUAUAUAU
This is a messenger RNA of Rhinichthys klamathensis goyatoka, 2484 nucleotides long. RefSeq names its product BTG3 associated nuclear protein (gene banp). Gene Ontology annotation, biological process: negative regulation of protein catabolic process; protein localization to nucleus. NCBI's taxonomy places the organism in Eukaryota, Metazoa, Chordata, Actinopteri, Cypriniformes, Leuciscidae. The transcript has 13 exons. Bases 127 to 1656 code for a protein of 509 amino acids. Gene Ontology annotation, molecular function: DNA binding. The record is from RefSeq and is a predicted model, not a curated record.